Messenger RNA from Nerophis ophidion (straightnose pipefish), 1242 nucleotides. RefSeq names its product gametocyte-specific factor 1-like. The transcript has 8 exons. Lineage: Eukaryota; Metazoa; Chordata; Actinopteri; Syngnathiformes; Syngnathidae. The record is from RefSeq and is a predicted model, not a curated record. The coding region runs from base 214 to 723 and encodes 169 amino acids.
CAAUCAAAUCCACUCCUUUUGAGUCUGCAGCUCCAGCUCAAACGUCAGGCCAACAAACACUGCUCCAGGAGAAUUUACCAAAUACAGAAGUGACAACUGUUUACGGAGACCAGGGUGGCUGACGGGAUUAGGACUAUGGUGUGGAUUGUUUUCCCGAGGUGCGAAGCGACUGGAUCGGACAUGGCGUGAAGGCAAACUCUAAAAAGUUGGAUCAUGACAACCAUUAGAUUUGGGAGCAGCAUUGGACCAUGUCAGACUCGUUCAGUGGAGAGAAUGUUUCCAGAAGUAUCAGAGGAAAAAGGAGACUUUGACCCGGACAGACUAUUCCAGUGCCCCUUUGAUAAGAACCACCAGAUUCGUGUUUGUCGCCUACCAUAUCACAUUAUAAAAUGCAAAAAGAACCAUCCACAACUGGCAAAGGAACUCAGAACCUGUCCGUUCAAUGCUUGCCACCUUGUGCCUAAAGAGAAGCUGGCCAGCCACACUGACACAUGUCCAUACAAAAUUUCCAUGGACACAGACAGUGCAGGAGUUGAAAAACCCAGAAAAUGGGACGUUCCAAUCAGGUCCCAAUUCAGCGCAGACAUGACUGAAGACUGGGAGAAUGAGGUUGAUGAGGCAGCAGUUCCUUUUGUGUGGGGUGAAAAUACUCAUCGAUCAGAGGCCAGACCCACCAACGUCGUUGGAUCAAAUAUUCGUCCACCAACUUCAUUGCCAUGGUAGACAAAAAUGGUUUACACAGUGUCAUGAUCCGUGGUCAGGAUCAUGUUUUUGUGUUUUCGGUUAAUUUUGGAAUCCUUUUGUUAUUGCUUGUGCACCUGUGCGUUUGUUUCGUCACCAAGGCUACUGGAUUUUCACCUGCCUUGUACGCACACCUGUUACACAUCAGAGACUCUGUUUAAGCCAACCUUUGUUAUCACUCGUUCUGCCUUCAUUGUGUUUGCUGCUUGCAACCUGUCCAUGUGAGUUUUCUGCCUUGUAUUUAGUUUUUGCCAAGUGUUUGGACUAGUUAGUCUUGUUUGUUUUCUGCGCUAAGUGUUUAGCCUUAGCUUACGCGCUUCAUCCGUGUUUUUUUUGUCGUGUGUGUUUUAUGAUUUAUGAUAAAUAAAUAAUUUCUUACCUCACGCCUUGGUCCGGAGCCGUCCGUUCUGCAUUCCGGGAGAACAAUACCGCAUAAAGAUGCGACCCCCACGUGACACACGUAACUUUAUUUCUCUUGUAAGUUGCUCUCUGAGCACAUUG